AUGGCUCCCUUAGCCGAAGCUCUGGGGGCGGCUGACGGAGGAAAUGAGUUGGUCAAAGAACUGAUGCAAUAUCAAAAGGUGGUGAUACAAGACCUAGACGAACUGUCGAGCGAGGCAGAAGUGCUAGAAGCUAUAGCAACCGCAACGGAAGGCACGGCAGGAGAGGCAAAAGUGGUCACCACGAUAGCGGCCAACAGGGGACAGAAGUGGAUGGUGGUCUCAUUACCUACAAAGGCAGCUAGCAUAGCACAUGCGAGCGGAAAACUGCGAGUAGGGUACGUAAACUGCAGGGUGAGACAGUGGGAAGAACGCGGACGCGGCAGGUGCCCAAGGUGCUUGGUCGCCGGUCAUGCCUCUGAGGACUGUAAAGGGCCAAAUAGACGGGACUGCUGCCGCGCGUGUGGCGCAACAGGCCACUUUGAGGCUGGCUGCGGAGCAAGCGAAAAGGACAAAGCCACUUUCAGGGCUCAACUAACUUUGGAUAGAUCGCCAACGGCAGGUAAUCCAAGCCAACAAUGA
Messenger RNA from Macrosiphum euphorbiae (potato aphid), 519 nucleotides. The record is from the annotation of a GenBank genome assembly. Lineage: Eukaryota; Metazoa; Arthropoda; Insecta; Hemiptera; Aphididae.